Talaromyces amestolkiae is the source of this 3642-nucleotide messenger RNA. RefSeq lists its product as uncharacterized. NCBI's taxonomy places the organism in Eukaryota, Fungi, Ascomycota, Eurotiomycetes, Eurotiales, Trichocomaceae. The record is from RefSeq and is a predicted model, not a curated record. Gene Ontology annotation, biological process: nucleoside metabolic process. The transcript has 2 exons. Gene Ontology annotation, molecular function: ADP binding; protein binding; catalytic activity. Bases 1 to 3642 code for a protein of 1213 amino acids.
AUGCGCCCAACCAGCCGGGAUGACUUCACGAUCGCGAUUAUCUGCGCGCUGACUCUGGAGGCGGACGCUGUUGAAGAACUUUUCGAUGAAACCUACGACAGGCUGGGCCUGAUCUACGAGAAACAACCUGGAGAUGACAAUGCAUACAUAAAUGGAAGGAUUGGGAAGCAUAAUGUCGUUCUAUGCUACAUGCCAGGAAUGGGCAAAGGAAGCGCGGCCAGUGUGGCUCCAAGCCUCAAAAUUAGCUACACGAGAAUCCAGGUUGCGCUGAUAGUUGGUAUCUGCGGAGGAGCCCCAUACUCAGCCAGCGAGGAAGAAAUCUUUUUGGGCGAUGUCAUCAUGAGUGAUUCGGUGAUUGAAUAUGAUUUUGGCAGACAAUACCCGGGCGGCUUUCAGCGAAAAACCGAUGUCAGAGACACGCUUGGAAGACCAAAUCGAAAAAUUCGGGCACUCUUUGCAGGCCUGAAGGCGAGUCGGGCUCGUAGAGAGUUCCAAGACCAGAUGUUACGGUAUCUGCACACGAUGCAGCAAUCAGAGGCAAAAUGGUGCCGGCCGGCCGUUAUUGAUGACAUUCUCUUUGAAGCAUCCUAUCAACAUAAGCACUAUGGACCAGGCUCAUCUUCCAGAUGCCUUUGCUUCGAUGACACCUCACCAGAUGGGAUUUGCGAAGAAGCAUUGGAGGCAAUAUGCAAUAGUGUAGGCUGCAAUGAGAAGCAAAUCCGUCGCCGCCGACAUAACACAGAUAUAAUGAAAGCGGCAAUUCAUAUUGGGACAAUCGCAUCCGCUGACACGGUGAUGAAAUCUGGAGAGCGUCGUGAUCACCUUGUAAAGACGGAGCGUGUGAUUGGUUUUGAAAUGGAAGGAGCAGGAGUGUGGGAUAAUGUGCCUUGUAUUAUCAUCAAGGGCGUUUGUGACUACGCGGACAGUCACAAAAACAAGGCAUGGCAGGCAUAUGCUGCAGCAACUGGGGCAUCUGCUGCCAAAGCAUUCUUGGAAUAUUGGAGGCCAGUCGCUAGAAAAGAGAGGCAAUGUCAUUGGAUGAUUCCCUUCCAGAAGAACUUGCGAUUCGUGGGUCGAGAAAAAGAAAUCGCCAAACUUGACGGGCUGAUUUCACCACAUAACGGACCAUCCAAAAUCGCUAUAUGUGGACUUGGUGGAAUUGGAAAGACCCAAAUUGCGCUUGAAUUAGCUUACCGCAUACGAGAGAGGGACUCCAGCUGGUCUAUAUUCUGGAUUCCAUGCACCAGCCAGGAGAGUGUUGAACAAGCCUACAUGAGCAUCGCACAGACUGCGGGAAUACAGAAAGUGAAGCCAGUAGAGGCGAAGGAGCGCGUCAUGGCUUAUCUCAGCCAAGAAAGUUCCGGAAAGUGGCUUCUGAUUUUCGACAAUGCUGAUGAUCAGGACAUGUGGAUGAAGGACAGUGAAACUGCCUCAGCACUCAAGAAAUUUCUCCCUCAGAGUCCGCAAGGUCGUAUUCUCUUCACUACGCGCAACCGGACGCUGGCUGUGAGACUGGCUUCUCCUCAUGUGAUAACAAUCUCCGAACUAGAUGAAGAGACCGGGUUAAAGAUGCUGGAAAAAUCACUGAUUCAUAGUGAUCAGUCUGUUGACCACAGUGCUGCUGUGAUCCUUCUUAACCAGCUCGCCCUACUCCCCCUAGCAAUCACUCAGGCGGCGGCAUAUAUUAAUGAAAAUGGGAUCAGCGUCUCUACUUAUGUAGCACUUCUGGAGAAACAGGAGUCACAUGUUAUAGAGCUGCUAAGUGAAGACUUUGAGGAUGAUGGACGAUAUGAAGCCAUCCACAAUCCUAUAGCCACAACAUGGUGGAUAUCAUUCCAACAGAUUCGACGCUUGAAUAUAUUAGCUGCUGAUUAUCUAUCAUUCAUGGCCUGCAUCAACCCUCGCGACAUUCCCCAGUCUCUUCUGCCCCAGCCUGCAUCUGACAAUGAGCGAAUAAAAGCAAUCGGCCUUCUUGAUGCCUAUUCAUUCAUCAGCAAACAGGCUGAUGGUAACCUUUUGAGCCUUCAUCGACUAGUACAUCUCGCGACUCGAAACUGGUUAAGAAAGAAUGGACAUUUUAGCUCACAAGUAGUCAAAACUGCGGGUCAUUUAGAUAAAAAAUUUCCAGAAAAUGAUCAUACCAAUCGAAAGCAGUGGCGAGAAUAUCUUCCACAUAGCCUUGCUUUGAUAGGUGAAGAUGAAUUUCAGGAUAAGAGUGAAAGAUUUAUUGAUCUGGUCUGGAAGGUGGGGAGUUGUCUCUAUAAGGAUGGAAGGUACAAUGAAGCCGAGAAGCUGGAGGUGCAAGUCAUGGAGACAAGGAAGACAGUGCUGGGAGAUAAGCAUCCCGAUACUCUGAUCAGCAUAGCGAACCUAGCAGCAAUUUAUUGGAAUCAGGGUCGGUGGAGCGAAGCUGAGAAGCUGGAGGUACAAGUCAUGAAGAUAAGAGAGACAGUACUAGGAGAUAAGCAUCCUAUAACACUGAUCAGCAUGGCGAACCUAGCAGCAACUUACCGGAAUCAGGGUCGAUGGAAUGACGCUGAGAAGCUAGAGGUACAAGUUAUGGAGACAAGAAAGAUAGUGCUAGGAGAUAAGCAUCCUGAUACGCUGACCAGCAUAUCAAAUCUAGCAGUAACUUACCGGAAUCAGGGUCGGUGGAGCGAAGCUGAGAAGCUGGAGGUACAAGUCAUGGAGAUAAGAAAGAUAUUGCUAGGAGAUAAGCAUCCUGAUACGCUGACCAGCAUAUCAAAUCUGGCAUCAAUUUACCGGAAUCAGGGUCGGUGGAGCGACGCUGAGAAGCUGGAGGUACAAGUCAUGGAGAUAAGAAAGAUAUUGCUGGGAGAUGAGCAUCCUAACACUCUGAUCAGCAUGGCGAACCUGGCAUCAACUUAUCGGAGUCAGGGUCGGUGGAAUGACGCCGAGAAGCUGGACGUGCAAGUCAUUGUGACAUCUAAGGCAGUGCUGGGAGACGAGCAUCCUAAUACUCUGAUCAGCAUAUCAAACCUGGCAUCAACUUACCGGAAUCAGGGUCGAUGGAAUGACGCGGAGAAGCUAGAUGUGCAAGUCAUGGAGACAAGGAAGACAGUACUAGGAGAUGAGCAUCCUAAGACUCUGAUCAGCAUGGCGAACCUGGCAUCAACUUAUCGGAAUCAGGGUCGGUGGAAUGACGCCGAGAAGCUGGACGUGCAAGUCAUGGUGACAUCCAAGGCAGUGCUGGGAGACGAGCAUCCUGACACUCUGGCCAGCAUGAAUAACCUUGCCUAUACGUGGCAAUCUCAGGGAAAACUACAUGAUGCCCUUUCUCUAAUGAAAGAAUGCUCUGACCUGCAAAAAAAAGUAUUAGGUCCUAAUCACCCGCAUUCCCUAUCUUCCUCUCGUGCUCUUAAAAAUUGGAUGGAUGAGUAUAAUACAUUAACGGAUCAAAUACCGCUCACUGGAGACAAAACCCCACAGCCUCGGCAGAAAGUUUCUGCAGGAUCUUCAGCAGUGGUAACUACCUUGUUAGCCUGUGAAGGUCAUAUCAAUCUAUCUUAUCCUCAAAGACGAUCAGCCGCUACAUUAUUCAUUAAUAAUCAUCCUCUCAUCAAUGCUGCCAGAACACCCUCGCCCGCGCCAGAAGGCCAAAACUUACAAGACGUGGAUUGA